GCGGGCGGGCCGCCCGUCUGGCGGCGGCGCCGGCGGCCAUGGCGGCGAUGGCGGCGGCGGGGCGGCGGGCGCUGGGGCGCUGGGCCCUGGCGCUGGCGGCGCUGGCGGCGGCGGCGGCGGCGCUGGACAACGGCGUGGCGCGGACGCCGCCGAUGGGCUGGCUGCACUGGGAGCGCUUCCUCUGCGGCACCGACUGCGCCGCCGACCCGCGCCACUGCGUCAGCGAGCAGCUCUUCAGGGACAUGGCUGACCUGAUGGCCUCCGAGGGCUGGAAGGACGUGGGCUACGAGUACCUCUGCAUUGACGACUGCUGGAUGGCUCCAACGCGGGACAAGCGCGGUAGGCUCCAGCCGGACCCCGAGCGCUUCCCCAGCGGGAUCCGCAAGCUGGCAGACUAUGUCCACUCCAAAGGGCUGAAGCUGGGAAUUUACAGCGAUGUCGGGAACAAGACUUGCGCUGGCUUCCCCGGCAGUUACAAUCACUAUGAGCUGGACGCCCAGACCUUCGCCUCCUGGGGCGUGGACCUGCUCAAGUUUGACGGCUGCAACUCUGACACACUGGAGCUGCUGGCAGAAGGUUACAGAAACAUGUCUCUGGCCCUGAACAAGACUGGAAGAAGCAUUGUGUACUCCUGUGAAUGGCCUUUCUACCUGAGGCCUGUGCAGCAGCCCAAUUACACAGAGAUCAAGCAGUACUGCAACCACUGGAGGAACUUUUAUGAUGUCUAUGAUUCUUGGAGCAGCAUCAAGAGCAUCUUGGACUGGACAGCAAUUCACCAGGACAGCAUUGUGAAGAUAGCUGGGCCCGGGGGCUGGAACGAUCCUGACAUGCUAGUGAUUGGGAACUUUGGGCUGAGCUGGGACCAGGCGGUGACCCAGAUGGCGAUGUGGGCUAUCAUGGCAGCUCCCCUCUUCAUGUCCAAUGACCUGCGGGACAUUAGCCCCCAGGCCAAGUGGCUGCUCCAGAACAAAGAGGUGAUUGCCAUCAACCAGGACCCGCUGGGCAAGCAGGGAUACCGCAUCACCAAGGACAAGAACUUCGAGCUGUGGGAGCGGCCUCUGUCAGGCAGCGCCCAUGCCGUGGCAGUGCUGAACCGGCAGGAAAUUGGGGGACCUCGUAACUUCACCUUCUCCCUCACUUUCCUUGGCAACGGGCUGGCCUGCAACCCAACGUGCUCCGUCCAGCAGGUCCUGCCAACCAGCAGAGACUGGGGAUUUCACAGCUGGGUCUCCUCCCUGAGCGUCGAGGUGAACCCAACAGGCACCGUACUGCUGAAAGUAGUGGCGUUAUAGGAGGUACAAGACGAUCUUCCUGUGAGCCUCCAUCUCUCUAGACUUCUUGUCACAGGGAGAGUGUCUCCUGCUUCCAAGUGGGAUGCCUGUGUUCCCCCCUCAGACAUUCACCACUCAAGUGCUUCUGUGUGCACCUCGAAUCCUCUGCCUAAUGCACCAAAGACCCAUCACUUCAUUGUGAAGAGAACAGAGAAGCAGUUGCUGCUUGACUUCUCUACGCUUUCUCUAGCAUCUCACCUAACUCUCCUUUCCCAAGGGGCUCCAAGGGCCCCAGCAGGGCAGCAACUCCUUUGUUAAUAGCCAGUGCCACCAGUAACUGAAGAGCUGGGAAGUACACAUGCAGCAUGCUACAGCUCUUCUUCAUCAUUUCAGGGACAAUUAAGGAAACGCACUCCUGCUGCCUUGUUCUUGCUUUCUCAAGAUGGGUGAUAAUUACACUCACUCUGAGGAAGGGGGGGGAAAAAAAAAAAAAAAGACAGACACCACCCUCUCCUACCCCUGCUGAAGAAAUGAAGAAACCCAACCCCCUCCUCAGAGUGUGGCCAUCCCCUUCUGCCUUCUGACAACUCAGGGACAGUCCUAGCUCGCUGCACUGAGCAAUUGCCUUCUCACUAGUGUCUGCUUUGUAUGAACAUGGCUGAAGUAUCAUGCCUGAGAACUGACCUUCAGGCAUUCCUCCUCCUCCCAGAAGUCUUGCCAGGAAAAUGGCAGUCACUCCCUUUUGGGAAAUAAUUCCCCCCCCCUACCCUCCAUGGGGCCAGGGAGGUCACCCUCCUUAUUGAGCUCCCCUCCAGAAAUAUUUACGUGCCUUCUAGGGCUGGCAGUAACCUUUAGGUUAAGUUACACAGGUCCUGCUGAGAUAGGAAAUGACUAUUUAAUCACUUAUGCAAACAGCAUGUACAAGGGUGUUCCCCUCUGUUACACAAUCAGGGUAUCUUGAUUUGUCCUCACUUUUGUGAUUUAAAAACUUGAAUUAAAAUGCCCCUAAAAAGGGCUAAGCUUUCUUAAUCAUGCUAUAGUACAGCCUGGUAUUUGGCCUUGUUUCCUAAAAACAGAUUAAUUUCACUUUGUAGUAAAGAAGACAACUUUCACUAGAGCUUAGGUACUUGGACAACGCUUGGUAAAGCCACAGUGCUGACGCGAUGCAGCUACACAGAUCAAGCCACAGGCAGAACCCACCAACACCACUGCUGCAAACGGCUUAAGCUGCAGAAGCUCCAGCCACGUUAGCCAGCAGUACUGAAUAAGCAAAAAUGCGAGUUGUAUUCCUGCUCUGUAACUUACAUCUCUCAAUCUCUACAAAGACACAAGGAGGCAUUUUCCAUCCUUCAGCUCUAUUCCCACUACAGAAAAAUUACUCUAAGUUCCUUGUGCUCUCAGCACCCAGUAACAGCAAAUUUCCUGACUUCAAACCCACCAUAGAGAUUUAAAGUAAUUCUGAAAUAGUACUACAGAGAUAUAAACUGUUGUAAAUGAAAUAAAAACUGUACAAGUUUA
Molecule: messenger RNA, 2789 nt
Organism: Dromaius novaehollandiae (emu)
Lineage: Eukaryota; Metazoa; Chordata; Aves; Casuariiformes; Dromaiidae
Gene: GLA
Product: galactosidase alpha
Exons: 7
Coding region: 39-1292 (417 amino acids)
Biological process (GO): oligosaccharide metabolic process; glycoside catabolic process
Cellular component (GO): cytoplasm
Molecular function (GO): alpha-galactosidase activity
Source: RefSeq, a predicted model, not a curated record